This is a messenger RNA of Somion occarium, 1340 nucleotides long. NCBI's taxonomy places the organism in Eukaryota, Fungi, Basidiomycota, Agaricomycetes, Polyporales, Cerrenaceae. The record is from the annotation of a GenBank genome assembly.
GACACCUUCAAAUGCUUUCGGUCAAGGCCCCUCAGCCUUCUUCCUUCCCAGUCAUCCAAACUUAUCCUUGCUGCAUCGUUUCCAGCGGCCCGGAUGGCCAUUAUAACUAGCUCCUCCACUGGCAGCUACGGCAUUCAAUUAUAGGGUAUCCGGUGACAGGGUUUGAGAGUUUACUUAUAUUGAGCUCCCCUGAAUACAGGUGUGAAGUCGUAUAAGGUGCCUUCCUCAGAUACGUUGUCUAACACAAUGCCCGUCCCCAACUUCAAGCUAAACAACGGUGUCGAGAUCCCAGCUAUUGGCUUGGGAUGCUGGGCCGGCUUAACGAAGGAAGAGCGCGCCGCAGGAUGGUCCUGGUUCUUGACCGGGAUUCAGAAUGGCUACAGGCACUUUGAUACCGCGUACGCGUAUGGCACCGAGGCUUCCCUUGCCAAAGCGAUAAAGGAGUCUGGCAUUCCGCGCAAGGAGCUUUUCAUCACAACGAAGCUGCACUGGAAUCACAUGGGACGAGUUCAAGAAGCCAUCGACGAGAGUCUGAAGAAUCUUGGGACCGACUAUGUUGAUCUUUAUCUAGUGCAUUGGCCGUUUGCUGUGAAAUACGAAGAGGGUGACGACUCGCCGAAGACCGCUGCCGGCGACCUGCUCCUUGAUGAAUCGAUUACAUUCAAUGAUACUUGGGCAGAAAUGGAGAAAGUCCUCGCCAGCGGCAAAGCUCGGGCUAUUGGAGUUAGCAACUUCUCAAUCAAGAAUCUCGAGAAACUCUUCACCACAGCCAAAGUUGUUCCUGCUGUCAAUCAAGUCGAGCUGCACCCCUACCUCGCUCAACCAGAGUUGAAGGCAUACGCUGACUCAAAGGGGAUCCUCCUGACUGCCUAUACACCUACUGGUUAUGCGACUGUUCGCUCAGACCCGACCAUCAUCGCGCUCGCAGAAAAGUAUGCGGUAAAACCGGCUCAAAUCAUCCUGGCAUGGCACAUUUCUCGGGGUGUUUCUGCUGUUCCUAAAAGUUCGAACCAGGAACACCAGAAAGAGAAUCUGCAACUUCCUACGCUUUCUUCUGAGGAUAUUCAGAAGAUCGAUGCGCUUGAUAGGAAUGAGCGAUUGUGCAACAAAGCGAACGAGAGAGGCAUCGUUUGGGGUUGGACAUAUGAGCAGCUCGUAUUAUACCGGCCUCGGCAGCUUCGAAUAUCUUUAUGUAUCCUGUAUAAACAAAAUUCGUGUUGUAGUGGCCGGUAGUGGUAUGUACCGCCGGCGCUUGUGUGCUGCACUAUGUCUUCCUCGACCACCAUGAGCAUGAUGUCCACCCCAUCGCCCGUAGUAGCCAAUCAACCACCUAUUGUCUA